AUGCUUCGUCGUAAUCCAACCCGUCUAGACCUUCGUCAAGACGAUAUUGACAAUAUUGAACGACUUCGUGAAGAAUACCAAAAGAACCUUGCAACUCAGAGAACUCAAGAAAUUGGCAAGGGAAAACGAAAAAGCGUAGAGCUAGAAGAAAUGGAUGAUGGAAUGGAUGCCAAUGAUGGUGAAAUUGAUGGUGAAUUAAUGUUGACCGAAGAACAGCAAAAUCUGCAACAGCAGCAGACCUCAAAUGAAGCUGAAAGUCCAAUUGUAGGGUCUGAAGUGACAAAAAACAAGAGAAAAAAUAUGACAAUAGCUGAAAGAAUUGGUCUUUGA
This is a messenger RNA of Ambispora gerdemannii, 330 nucleotides long. Lineage: Eukaryota; Fungi; Glomeromycota; Glomeromycetes; Archaeosporales; Ambisporaceae. The record is from the annotation of a GenBank genome assembly.